AUGCAUCCGCAUCUGGUAGGUGAGAGCAAGCUGCAGCAUUGUGCACACCUCAUCCAAGCGCUUAACGAGUGCCAUUCCAAAGGUGUCUGGCACAAGAUCACGGGAGGCUGCAACGGUAUCAAGCAUGAUCUCAACAUGUGUCUUCGUCAAGAGCGCGUAGAACGCACAGCAAAUCAUGUAAAGGAAUCCAGGGAGAGCCGCAAAAGGACCGAGCAAAUAUGGAAGCAGAUUGAGCAAGAAUCAUAG
Molecule: messenger RNA, 246 nt
Organism: Mycosarcoma maydis (corn smut)
Lineage: Eukaryota; Fungi; Basidiomycota; Ustilaginomycetes; Ustilaginales
Exons: 4
Coding region: 1-246 (81 amino acids)
Cellular component (GO): mitochondrion
Source: RefSeq, a predicted model, not a curated record